This is a messenger RNA of Acipenser ruthenus (sterlet), 3928 nucleotides long. RefSeq names its product 5-hydroxytryptamine receptor 3A-like. Gene Ontology annotation, cellular component: neuron projection; postsynaptic membrane; synapse. Gene Ontology annotation, biological process: chemical synaptic transmission; nervous system process; signal transduction. Bases 1703 to 3082 code for a protein of 459 amino acids. NCBI's taxonomy places the organism in Eukaryota, Metazoa, Chordata, Actinopteri, Acipenseriformes, Acipenseridae. Gene Ontology annotation, molecular function: transmembrane signaling receptor activity; neurotransmitter receptor activity; extracellular ligand-gated monoatomic ion channel activity. The record is from RefSeq and is a predicted model, not a curated record. The transcript has 9 exons.
AACAUGGAGGUUGUUUAAUGGGAUCCUGUGCAGUGUGGCACUCACAAUAUCUCCAUCCCAAGUGAAAAUAUCUGGGUGCCGGAUAUCCUGAUCAAGUGUUGCAUUCACCCAUGAAAGAAGAGCUAGAAAAUGUUACACUGCUGGCAGUACUGUGACCAGGUCCUGACCUAUCAGUUCUGAGUACUCCCAGAUAAAGGGCUGAUGCCCGAUACCAUGAGAUAAUUGCCCAGAGAUAUCGAUGAAGAACAGUGAAAUAUCGAGGGAGAACUAAAUCAGAAAUAAUGUUGAUUAUUACUCAGUUGCAAAUGUGGAGCUUGCUUUUUGAUCAGUGUAGUACCCAGGCUCCGAGGUUCUACCCAGGAUAACAAUGCACAUUGCUGUUUAACGUGAUGAACCUCAUCGUUCCCAGCACCUUCCUCAUGAUGAUCGACCUCUUCAGCUCCUUACUGCCAGCACAGAAUGUGGCCAUAGCCUCCUUCAAGAUGACCUUGAUCCUGGGCUACACCGUCUUCCUGCUCAUCAUAAAUGACCUGCUCCCCAGCUCUGCUGAAACGCCGCUCAUCAGUAACUCCUGGCUUGUCUAAGUUAUUAGAUCAGAGCCAUGCAAACUCUCUUGAUCAGAGACGUGAACUGCGUAUGACAGAGUUCAGGAAAACAUUGAAGUUCUUUUUAAGUUCUAGGAUUUGUCUUUGAAGUUGUAUCUAAUGCAUCAGAUAAAAGAUGAUACAAUGUUCAGAAACUAAAUCAAGUAGACAAAUGUUUCAGCUUCUGCCUUUUUCAGUGUACAAACCGAAACAUUUCUCUCCUCUUUGCCUUAGAAUUCUGAUUGAGCGUUUCACGUCUAUGAACAGUGUUGAUAAAAAAGUUUGACUUUUACAAAGUGAUUAAGAGGUUGUUGGAGGUGGGGGGAGGCAAGGUUCCUGUCUCAGAUCACAGUACAGCAUGUGGCUUCCCUCAAGCUCUUCUUAUCUCAAAGACAUUGCUGUUUGAUACCUUUAUAAAUUACAGUUCUUAGAAUAGAGAAAAAUAACUGUUUCUUUAGCCAAGAACUCCCAGGAGCCUUAGGGACUCCCUUUCACUGUGUCCAUUCCCUCCUAAUAAUCAAAUCCUUAUCUCAUCAAUGACUGCAUGUGCGGGAUUCAAAACCAAGCAUUUGUAAAGUUCUUUAUUUGAGCUAAUUAAAAACUGAGAAAAUAUGUCCCUUUAUAUUUAAAUUUUUGUAGAGAGACCACAGAAAUACUAUAGUGACGUGAUGUGCAAUUUAUGGAAUUAUUUAGUUUACUACAAUCACUUUAAAACCAUCAAAUAUUCUCAACCCCAUCCUAUUGCUCUGAUUUGGAUCAUGAUUUAGCUACAAAGCUUGAUAUGGAACAUAUUUCAGGGGCUAUAAUUGGCUUCCUCAGUUAAAUAUGAUAAUUUCUCCUGGGGCAGAAACAAUCCAACACCAAACAAGUUCACUGGGUCAUUAAAGUGUUACAAUGACACACGUUGAUUAAACCCAGCGGAUUCCCAGCCUCUCCUGAAGUUAUCGAUGAACAAACCUCCCCUUUCCUUCUCAGUAUGUGCUCGCUGUUUGGAGCUUUGCCACACUGAUUCGGAGAGCUCUUGGAAGGCUGGAUGAGAUUGUGAGACUUUGGCGUUUGGUGUUUAAACAGACCAGGACAUCCUGUCUCUGAGGAGCAAUAAGUGACCACCAUCCACCAUGGGGGAGUUCAGGGGUCUACUAAUCCCUUCCUUGUGUUUUCUCUUUGGAGCAGCAGCCGUUCUCUCUGAGCUCGCCUGCAAAGACAGUCACAGCGGCCCCACCUAUGAGUCCCUCCAGAGCGUCUUCGAUAAGAAGCCUUUCCGUCCCGCCACCAACCUGAGCAACCCCACCGUCACCAACAUCUCUUUCACACUGUACGCUGUGCUGGGGGUGAACGAGAAAUCUCAGAUUCUGACGACAUUCCUCUGGCUUCGACUGUACUGGCACCAUGAAUUCCUUCAGUGGGACCCAGAGAAGUGUGGAGGGAUCACCAAGAUCUCCCUCCCCGUGGAGGAGCUGUGGAUGCCGGACAUCAUUGUGUAUGAGUUUAUCGAUGAGGACAAGUCCCAGCGCUGCCCGUACAUCUACGUGAACCACACGGGGCAGAUCCGUUAUGACAGGAUGUUACGCGUCCUCAGCUCCUGCAACCUGGAGAUCUUCAACUUCCCCUUCGAUGUGCAGAAAUGCUCCCUCACCUUUGGCUCCUACAUGCACACAAUUCGAGAUGUGCGAGUGAGUCUGGCGCUCCCCAUUGAGCAGAUCUCAGAAAACUCCAAGAAGUACCUGGAGACGAGCGGGGAGUGGGAGCUGGUGAAAAUCCAGGGCGAGACCGACAUCCUGAAGUUUGGGAUUGACGAGUGGGACAUCAUUACCUUCUGGGUGACAAUUAAGCGGCGGUCCGUCCUCUAUGUGGUGAACCUGAUCAUCCCCAGCUCCUUCCUCAUGCUUGUCGACAUCAUGAGCUUCUACCUGCCGCCUCACAGUGUGGACAGAGCCUCCUUCAAGAUGACCCUGAUCCUGGGCUACACCGUCUUCCUGCUCAUCAUGAACGACCUGCUCCCCAGCACUGCCAACGGGACCCCGCUGAUCGGGAUCUACUUCUCGGUGUGCCUGGCCCUGAUGGUUAUCAGCCUGCUGGAGACGGUGAUCAUCACCAACGUGCUUCACCACAACGCCAUGAAGUACCGGCCUGUGCCACGCCUGGUCCGGGUCCUGGUCCUGGGGUACCUUGCCCGCCUCAUCUGCUACACCCGGCCGCCCAGCCAGCCAGAGACCCCCUCAAACAACAUCACCACCGACCCAGAGAAGAUGAAGAACGUGGAGGUGUCAAUGGUGAGCUUGCCCCCGCUGGCCAGCCCGGAGCUGCAGCAGAUCUGUCGGGACCUGGGCAUGGUGCGUGCCCACAUCGACUCCCUGCGCCUCCAGCAGGACCUCGAGGAGGAGUGGAUCCACGUGGGCUACGUCCUGGACUACCUGCUCUUCAGGGUCUACCUGGUCCUCAUCACACUCUACGCCCUCGUCAUCACCUGCAUGUGGUGCAUCUGGUACAACCUCUAGAGCUCCAGAGUGCAGGGGCCGUUACGACCCGUCCCACCCCAUGAGCCAUCAUCCAUCAUUUCAGCAACGCUCAUAGAUUCUAAAACCCGUCCGUGAUAACAGGUAGACAAACGUAUCAGCUAGUGCAGUCACUGUCAUCCUCAGAGUAAUGACCAGAGUCUCAGAACAAAGCGUUUCACAGGCCCUGUCAGGUGCUCACUCGCUGCUACACCAAGGGUCCGAUGACUAGAAUACAUGUUGAAAAAAAGCAAACAUUAAAUUGCAAUGCUAAUUGUAGGUAAAGCUGACGAAAAAGGGUCUUGUUCUCUUUUGGUGUGUGUGUGUGUGUGUUGCGACGUCAUUUGCUUCCUAUCUGAAUGUAACUUGUACGUGGAUGUCUCCACAGCGCUCUUCAUAUUACAGGUCUUGUUUAAAAGAAUAGUAAAUCGACAGUGUAACCUUUGUUGUACAAUCAGUAAAAAAUUUAAAUAUAUACAUACAUAAAUAAAAAAUGCCAUGGUUAAGGGUAUUUUCUUCUAAAUUGCCUGGUCUCGUCACAUACAAACAACACAUCCCUAAACAAAACGACACGCAGGGAAGUGGCGUGGAUUCGUGGAGCGUCAGGCUGGAUCAAUGGACAGGUUAUAUUGGAACAGGCAGGUUUGUCAUAUUGGUUCUGCGUGUUUAUAUAUGAUGACUACAUCUUAAGCAAUCCACUACUAGACUCUGAAACUCCUAACUUGAGGCAGGGGAGGAGGACAGAAAAAUACAAACACAAUACAAAUGUACCAAAUACUGAUUAAAAGAAAUAGGACGGAUUUGUUAGUACUGGUAAUUGUGUUUUUUUUUGUGCAAGGUGUAAUAUGU